CAUAGCAAGUAAAAGAAAGCUCACAGAGCAGCAUUAUUUAGAAGCCUUAGUCUUUCUGUAUUAGAAGAGAAGAAUACCUUGUUUUGUUCACCAGGAAGUUCAGACACAGCCAAUCAUCUUCUAUCCUUCCAUAUAUAUAAACUCUUCAAGCAACAAAGUAUUCAUCAAUCUUUCAGACACAGUUUUCUGUGUAAGACCUUAGAAGCUGAAAAUGGGAGUUGGAGGAACUUUGGAGUACUUGACUGAUCUAAUGGGCAGUGGUGGCCAUAAACACAAGAAGAAGAAGCAAUUACAGACUGUGGAGCUCAAAGUCAGAAUGGACUGUGAUGGUUGUGAGCUUAAGGUCAAGAAGGCUCUCUCUUCUUUAAGUGGAGUUAAAUCUGUGGAGAUUAACAGAAAGCAACAGAAGGUGAGUGUUACUGGGUAUGUUGAACCCAACAAGGUGCUGAAGAAGGCAAAGUCUACAGGGAAGAGGGUAGAGAUAUGGCCUUAUGUGCCUUACAAUCUAGUGGCUCAGCCCUACAUGGCUCAAGCUUAUGACAAGAAGGCACCUCCUGGUUAUGUCAGGAAAGUGGAGAACACCGGAACAACUGGCACCAUGACACGAUAUGAAGACCCCUACACAGCCAUGUUCAGUGAUGAAAACCCCAAUGCCUGCUCUAUCAUGUAGCUAGCUAUCAGCCAAAGAUUUUCUGCCUUGUCUGCUCUGAUCAGUCUCUAGUCUCCAAGCCUCUGUAAUAUUUUGAAUGUAGGGUAAAUUUUUUCCUUCAAUUUUUUCCCCCAAGUUUGUAACUUUGUGUGGGAUUCCCUCAUAUAUGAGAAUGUGAGUUA
This is a messenger RNA of Argentina anserina (silverweed cinquefoil), 831 nucleotides long. RefSeq names its product heavy metal-associated isoprenylated plant protein 23. The transcript is spliced from 2 exons. The record is from RefSeq and is a predicted model, not a curated record. Gene Ontology annotation, molecular function: metal ion binding. Lineage: Eukaryota; Viridiplantae; Streptophyta; Magnoliopsida; Rosales; Rosaceae. The coding region runs from base 212 to 670 and encodes 152 amino acids.